CAAAAACUUUGUGGAGAACAACAUCUCUGAGUCAAACCCUGAGAUCUCUGAGGAGAGAACACGGUUCCACAAAGAACAGAGACCGGUAACCAGCCUGCUCUUACCAUGAGGGUGUUUCUGGCUUCAAUUUUUGUGCUUCUUAUCCCCAUCAUUCGGGCUCAGGUUCCCCACUGGGGUCCGUGUCCAGAACCAGAAGUCCAGCCCGCCUUCAUCCUUAAACAGUUCAUGGGGAGAUGGUUCGAAAUUGCCAAGCUGCCGGCCCAGUUUGAGAAGGGCCGCUGCAUCGAGACCAAUUUCACUCUGACGACGGACAACUCCAUUCGAGUGGUCAGCUCGGAAAUACUAAAAGGAGAGGUGAGGAAAAUCGUGGGGACCGGAGUGAUAGAGGAUCCAAAGAAUCCAGCUAAACUGGGAAUAACCUACUCCUACGUCCUCCCUUACUCCCCUUACUGGAUCCUGUCCACUGACUACGUGAACUUUGCCCUGGUGUACUCCUGCACCGACGUCCUCAGGCUCUUCCAUGUGGACUUCGCCUGGAUCCUGGGCCGCACCCGGAGCCUGCCGGACGCCACCGUGGAGAAGGCCAGGGAGACCUUCGCCACCAACAACAUCGACGUGACCCGGAUGAUCCCCAGCAGGCAGCAGGGAUGUGACAAAACUCUCUGAGGCUGUGGCGGAAAAGCAACACAAGAUGGCGCCGUUGCUGGUGGAAGAAAAGAAACGAUUGCAGAUUUUUUUUUCUCCCCACUAUUUCUACAGAGAAGAGUUUUAAUAUUUUAUUUCAGUUGUAAUGAGUAGAGUAAUCUUAUCUGUUUGCUUGCUGAUUAAAGUACAUAAUGUCAUAUGAAAAAGCUUUAUGUUUAUCUGGAAAAAUAUUUGCUAAAACAUUUUGCCUUUUUUAACCAGACAUCUCUUAACCCUCAGUGGACUAGAUUAAUUUUAUUAGAAGGAAACAUCUGUGCUUUUUUUUCAGUGAAAGCACAUGAUACUAAUUGCUCUAUUUGUCUCUCAAACCGCAAACAUGAAGGAUCUCAUUAGUCCUAUUAGAGUCAGGAAAACGUGAUCUCUGUUGAUUUUGUGACAAAUUAACAUGAAGCAUUUUUAUGGGAUUAUUCACCUCAACCAGAUGCCAGUUAUGUUUUUGAUGACUGAUAUAAAACCUUUGUGGAAUAUGUAUUAAACUGCAGAAUAUAAUCUAUGGAUGCUUAAACAAUAAAAUGUGCUACUUGGAAGAGUUUUCAAUUAAACAAUUUGCAGAAGAGAAUAAAAAUCUUUAUGUUUUGAAAGUAAAAACUCUGUUUCAAAACAGUUAAUAUUUUAUUAAAUAUUUAAUCUCAGACAUUAAAUAAACUUGCUGUAAUUUUGUUGUUGAUUUUUUAUUUUAUUUUUUUCAUUAUUCAUUUUUAAAACAAUGUGUUCAUGCAACCAUUUUCUGUCUCAAUUACUUUUUGUUUGUAGCGAAAAACUCUUAUUAGAUUCCUGUUGCUUUUUACUUCACUAUGUAUUGAAAAAUAAUUUAUAGUUAAGGUCAAGAUUAUUCACACUUCUUGCAGAUUUUGGUUUAAAUAAUUUUUUAAAACUUUAAUCAACAGUUUUACUAGAAGUAAAGUAAAUAUGUUUUUUUUUUUUUUUUGACUGAUGCUCUUCUGAUAUAGUUUUAUUUUCUUUUGAGACAUACAAGCACCAGAAAUAAACAUUUUUGGUUGAAUGAAAGUCAUUCAAAAAUGAAAUCUGCAGUAAUUUUGAGUUUAUCUGUACAUGAGCUUGCAGACAAAGUAAAUAACCUUGUUUUAUAAA
Messenger RNA from Gambusia affinis (western mosquitofish), 1797 nucleotides. It is a transcript of the gene apoda.1, whose product is annotated as apolipoprotein Da, duplicate 1. Gene Ontology annotation, biological process: brain development; tissue regeneration; lipid transport. Bases 106 to 666 code for a protein of 186 amino acids. Gene Ontology annotation, molecular function: lipid binding. The record is from RefSeq and is a predicted model, not a curated record. The transcript has 5 exons. NCBI's taxonomy places the organism in Eukaryota, Metazoa, Chordata, Actinopteri, Cyprinodontiformes, Poeciliidae.